Messenger RNA from Nothoprocta perdicaria, 1995 nucleotides. RefSeq names its product cytochrome b5 reductase 4. Gene Ontology annotation, biological process: superoxide metabolic process; generation of precursor metabolites and energy. Gene Ontology annotation, molecular function: oxidoreductase activity; heme binding. The record is from RefSeq and is a predicted model, not a curated record. Gene Ontology annotation, cellular component: endoplasmic reticulum. Bases 24 to 1490 code for a protein of 488 amino acids. The transcript is spliced from 15 exons. NCBI's taxonomy places the organism in Eukaryota, Metazoa, Chordata, Aves, Tinamiformes, Tinamidae.
CCCUGAAGCCGGGCAGGAGCCUCAUGGAUUGGAUCCGGCUGACCAAAAGCGGGAAGGACUUGGCUGGGGUGAAGGGGCGGCUCGUUGAGGUGACCGAAGAGGAGCUUGCCAAGCACAGCAGCAAGGAGGACUGCUGGAUAUGCAUAAGAGGCUUUGUCUAUAAUGUCACUCCCUACAUGGAGUAUCAUCCUGGUGGUGAGGAAGAGCUAAUGAAAGCGGCAGGCACGGAUGGUACAGAUCUCUUUGAUCAGGUUCAUCGUUGGGUCAAUUAUGAGUCCAUGUUGAAGGAGUGUCUUGUUGGAAGAAUGGCUCUCAAGCCUGUUUCUGUUUCAAAAGAGAUUUCCUCUAUAUCUGAAGAGAAGAAACGGCUUAAUGGAUUGCUUCUUGAAAAGAAAGUCCUGGAUGCUUCUGCUAAAGACUCCACUCCAAGUUAUGACUGGUUCCAAACGGAUAGUUUGAUCACCAUUGUUAUAUACACUAAACAGAAGGAUAUGAAUGCAGAGCUGGUGAUAGUUGACUGUGAAGACAAAAGAUUAAGGGGAGAGAUCAUCCUGAAUGACUACUCGUAUGUCCUAGAAGUUGAUUUGGAUCAUGCCGUUGAAGAAGACUUUUUAAUAAAAAUUGCUGAAAAAAUUGGGAAGGUGGAGAUAAACUUAAAGAAAAAAGAUAACAAUCAUUGGAAAACCCUGGGACAGCCUUUGGAGAGUCAUAACACAUUUGUCAAACGCAAGAGCAGAGAUCUGUUCUACAGAAAAUGCAAGUUGGUUUCUAAGACAGAAGUUACCCAUGACACCAAGCUUUUCUGCUUCAAGUUGCCUGAGAGCACUCAUUUCCACAUUCCCACUGGACAACAUGUUUACCUCAAACACAUCAUUGCAGGGACAGAGGUAGUAAAGCCAUACACACCUUUAUUGCCUUUUUUGCCGCUGGAUUUCGAAGAACCCUCCUGCCACGAUAGUGCAAAUAUAUACUUAAUGAUUAAAAUUUAUCCCAGUGGACUGUUCACACAGGCCCUUGACCGCCUACAAAUCGGAGACUGUAUUUCUAUCAGCAAUCCAGAAGGGAACUUCAGGAAGUCCCAAGUUGAAGCUGUAGAAGAUCUGGUUUUGUUGGCAGCCGGCACAGGCUUCACACCAAUGGUUAAAGUGCUGAGUUUUGCUCUGACUGAAGUUGUUAGUCUCCGGACAGCAAAGCUGAUCUUCUUCAACAAAACAGAAGAUGACAUACUUUGGAGAAAUCAGCUGGAGCAAUUAGCCCUUAAAGAUGAAAGGUUUGAGGUUCAGUUUGUUCUUUCGGAACCAGCAAGGGGCUGGGCGGGUCAGCAGGGCAGAAUUUCUUCAUCUCUUCUCUCUGGGUUUCUGAAGAGAAGCAGGAAAGACUCCAAAGUGCUUGUCUGCAUCUGUGGUCCAGCACCUUUUACUGAACAAGGAGUACAAUGUCUGAAGGAUCUUGGUUACUCCCAAGAAGAAAUGCAUGCUUUUACUGCGUAAAAUGAAAUGAAGAUAUCAGUGUGUCUUUGUACAGCUCAACCUUAUUUAUUUACCUUCAUGGCUUUAUUUAAAUGAAAAGUAAUUUUUUUAAGACUUGAGAUUUCACUCUUGGUACCAAACCGUUUCUUGGAAGAAAUAUAUCUUUGAAAAAGCAUUUUAUACUGUGUUUUAUCUUGUUUUUGUAAAUAUUUUUGUUAAUACUUAAAAUUCACCCAGGAUAUUAAUUUAUUGUAGAGGCAAGCAGAAGUGUGUAGUACACAUUGUUGGUUAUAUAAUGUUAUUGACUCAUAAGAAUUUUGAAAUAUGUAACAAGCACUGAUGUAGGUUUUGACUCAAUGCGUAUUAUUUCUUACUGUAAAAUGUCUUAAGAGCAAUACUGUCUGAAUUUAAAUACUGCACUGUAACUCAGGUAACUGAUCACUGAAAAUCAUUCUUUGUCGACUUAAAUUUUUAUUUGACUUGCAGGCAAACCAGAUAGGUUCUUGGUUUUGUACAUAUUUACAGA